AUGGAGCGGAAGUUUUAUGAAACAACAGUUGCGCCCGCGACUGCGAUCACGCACACAGUGAUAGGGAAGUUGGAAGAAGGCCCGACGCAAUUUUUAAUCACAUCACGGAAUGUGUAUGUUGACAUCUACGAAAUGAGUGAGAACGGGUUGAAGCAACGAUACAGUCAAAUGUUUCCAUAUUCGAUAACGUUGAUCCAAACGUAUCGAGUGACUGAAGGAAAGAGUAUACGAGACUUUGUUAUAAUACUAACGAGUAAUCAUCAACUUACUAUCACACGACUUGAAGGGAAUACAUUGAAGGUUGUCUUUGGUAUUUCAGUUGAAGAUCGCCUUGGGAGAAAGGCGUUUUAUGGAGCGUUGGGUGUGGUGAUGCAGAACAAAUAUUUGAUACUUUAUUUGUAUAACCACCAAAUCAAAAUCAUUUCACUGCCACAAGGAGAUGAGGAACUAUUGAGCCAAAGUGUCAAAAGUGUGAGAAUUGACCAGGAAAGAAUAGUCGGGAUGCACAUCAUUGGAGAUAAUCAAAUUGCUCUCCACUCGGAUCAAAACACAAAAAAGACCGUCGUGUUUUAUGAGGUGAAAACAGACGACUUCUCUGUUAGUAAUUCAACGGAAUAUCAACCAAUAGAGAACGUCGAUUUCUUCGUCGCACAUAAUAACGGCUUCUUCGUCGUGCAAAACGGAUCACUCCAAUAUCACUACAAUACUAAUACAAAGAGCAUUAACGUCGCAUUGCCACAAAUCACAAUCGCUACAACAUGCUUCUUGGACAAUAAUCGCCUUUUGCUCUGCGACAAUACCGGGAAGUCCCAUCUCAUCACUUUGAGGCUUGACGUGGAACAGGUCCAUUACUACCCCCUUCCCUUUGCCAAAUUGAGUAUUCCAUCGAAAGUGGUGUAUCUUGACAAUGGGGUGUUAUUCUGGGGAUCGAGUGGAGGAAACAGUUAUUUAAUUAAAAUAGGAGAGGAGAGGAUGGAGGUACUUGAAACGUUUGAGAACAGAGGACCAAUUCUCGACAUGAUCACCCUCCACGACGAGAUCUCGAAGAAGGACGAUUUACUGAUAUGUAGUAACACCUAUCACCAAGGCACAUUGAAGUUGUUACGGAGUGGUGUUGGGGUGAAUAUUCUUGGGGAGGUGGAGUACCGUGGGAUUGAAAAGAUGUGGAAAUGCUUUGAAAAUGCUGGUGAUAUGAGUGACGAUUAUAAAGAGAUGUAUGUCAUCGAGGGGGCAUUUGGGUCGAAUUUUGUGCAUAUAGAAGGGAGGAAAGGAGACGUCCAAAUUGUUGAGAUAGCAAAUAGUGUGACGGUGAAAGGACGGAUUGUUGGAGUUGGAGAUUUUGAUGGGAAAUUAGUUGUUGUAACGAAUGGUGGGAUUUCAAUAGCACGAGUGCAUGACACGAUUGUCGAAGAGCAGUUUGUGAGUACUGAGGAGAUUACACAUUGUGUUAGUGAAGGGAAGGAUGUUGUGUAUAGUGGGAGGAAUACCGUGAAAUUAUUUGACGCUGAAAAGUGUGUGAUGAGUGAUAUCAAAAGGUACGAGGAGGAGAUAUCAAGCAUUGGGUGUUACACUGUUUCUUCUGAAAAUACACGUGAGAGGUAUAUUGGAGUUGGUCGAUGGGAGCAUAAAGAGAUAGAGAUCAUCGACGACCAAGGUGAUGUACUCGACCGGGUGUAUAUAGGAGAUGUGGUGAGUAAAAGUAUUAAAUUUGUUGGAACGCCUUCGACUCUUAAAGUUAUAAUUGGGUUAGGGGAUGGUCGUGUAGUUGUCUCAAACAUUCGAAAGAAGAAUUCGACUCAAAUGGAAGAGGAACAUAAAGUAGGGAAGGUUAUUGAGGUAGGAAUGGGUGGUGUGAGUAUAGAUGAAAUGGCGAUAGAUGGGAAGAUGUAUGAGAUUUGUGUGUGUGAGCGUCCAACGUUGAUGAGUUUAGAUGAUGAUAAAAUCAAAAUGAUGAGUGUGAAUAUAGGGGAGUCCGUCGGGUUUCUUGGUGUCCACAUUACUGGGAUACCAAACAGUGUUUUAAUAGCAAGUAAAGAAAGUUUGAUGAUUGGAAGUAUUGAGGAGGUCAAAGCAAUUAACACGAAAAGUCUAGAAUUGGGUGUUUUUGUGUCACGAGUAGUGGUGAGUUCUGAUGGGAGAAGUGGUGUGUUAUUGUCGUCCGAAAUUGAAGAGACGCGAAGUGGGAAGAAUGAAGUGCAUUUCAUCAAUUUGAUAGACUUGAGAAAGAUGGAAAUAAUUGACAAAGUGCGACUUGAUAAAGACGAGCAUGGGAUGGCCAUUGAUGUGAAAGAAAUUGAAGAGAAAGAACUGUACAUAGUAGGUACGGCGUAUGCGAAACUAGGGGAAGUCGAGCCGAGUCGUGGGCGGUUUAUCAUAUUUGAAAUUCACGAAGAGAAGAUAAUUGAAGUAUCCAACAGAUAUGUAGAUGGUGCGGUGUAUUCUGUGAAACGAUUUGAGAAUGAUGUUGGGAAUUACAUAGCCGCGACGAUUCAGAAGAAGGUAGUAGUUUACCAAAUUGAGAGGAAAAUAGUUGAUGGGAAGUUUGCGGUUACUAUUGAAGAGAAAGGAGGAGCGAAUGUGAAAUUGAUAGGGCUAUUUGUGAAGACAUUGGGGCAUGAGAUAUUAGUUGGUGAUUUAAUGAAGUCAAUUUCUGUGUUUAAAUUUGACGAGAAAGCGACGCGGAAUGCCGUAGUUGAGACGUGUCGAGACUUCUAUGCGAGUUACACCACUGCCGUAGAAUUUAUGGACGAGCACUGUUUUAUGAGUAGUGAUUCCCAAGGGAAUUUGUUGGUGUUUACAGAGAACACGACAACGACGAAUGAGAACGAGAAGUUCAAAUUACAGAAUGAAGCGCAUAUUCAUGUGGGGGAAUGCAUUAAUGUGAUGUGCAAAGGAUCGAUUGCCGUGAUGAAUAAUGCGAUGUGGGAGACACAGAAGAAGUGUAUGUUGUUUGGUGGGAUUUGUGGGAGUAUUGGAGGGAUCACUGAAAUCAAUUUGGAGACGUACAAAAAACUCUUUGCACUUGAAAGUGAGAUGCUGAGGGAGAUGAAAGGAGUCAUCGAGUGCGAGUCGUUUGGGCAAUGGAAAAUGGUAUUUGAUGAUUGGAAAAGGAUGGAAGCCCAGAAUGUUAUCGAUGGGAAUGUCGUGGAGUUGUUCUUAGAUCUGCCUAAAGAGUCUCAAAAGCACAUCGCGGAAAAAAUUGGGUAUGCAGGAGAAGAACUUGUCACUGUGUUGGAAAGUAUGAACACUAUCUUUCAUUGA
This is a messenger RNA of Entamoeba invadens IP1, 3261 nucleotides long. RefSeq names its product DNA damage-binding protein, putative. The record is from RefSeq and is a predicted model, not a curated record. Lineage: Eukaryota; Evosea; Mastigamoebida; Endamoebidae. Gene Ontology annotation, biological process: proteasome-mediated ubiquitin-dependent protein catabolic process; DNA repair. Gene Ontology annotation, cellular component: nucleus; site of double-strand break. The transcript is spliced from 3 exons. The coding region runs from base 1 to 3261 and encodes 1086 amino acids. Gene Ontology annotation, molecular function: nucleic acid binding; protein binding.